GCGCCGCCCUCAGCGCCCAUGAUAACAGGCACUCGGGUCGUCGGGUUAGCCAGGAGGAACAUAACCACAUAUUCUCACAAAAGCAGAGACGAAACAAUCUUAAAAGACCCCGAUUUAGUCAUCUAGAGUGCUCAAUCGAGAGCGAAUUGUCUUCGCACCGCCAGCAAUCAUGCCUCACACACGGGACGCCGACAGCGCAUCGUCGACGAGCGGCCAAUCAAAACGGCCUCCCCUCAACCAUCAGGAGAGCGACUCCCAGAGCGAGAGCAGCGGCGUUCACCAUCAACAUCAGCGCCGCCAUCACCACGUCCGCCAUCACCAGCGACAGCACACCGUCGGUCACCUGCACCACGCUCGCGCGCCCGCCGCCAAGAACGCUCCUAAACAGCCCAAGCUGAACCGUCGCCAUACCUCCCCGGCCGAUGAGAACCAGCAACAGAUACAGCGCAGCACCUCCUCGGUCAACAAUUCCCACCGCCGAACUGCCAGCGACGCGAGACUAUCAUCCCGCGAAUCCUCGUCAGCCAAUCUCACAAGGAAUUCGUCCCAGGCAAAGCUCGGCAAAAGCUCGUCGCAAACCAAGCUCUUCAAGAGUCCUUCCCAAUCCCAAUCAAGGAUCGUCAAGAGCCCCUCCCACUCAAAGCUCAAGCGCAACCGCUCGCACACAGAGAUUGGCAAGCGAAACCGUUCCGCAGAGCUGAAGCGCGCCGCAAGCACCACCAUUGUCUACCAGACGCAGACCUCUGGUGGAAAGUCACAGGUCCACUUCGACUUGGGCAACGACGGCCAGGACGACGAAUGGGUCGAUGCCAGUGGGUCUAACUCGCCAUACCUCUCCCGCAAGGGCUCCCUCAACAGCAGCAAUCACUCAGUUCAUCAUCCCGACGACCACGCCGCGACCUCUCGACCGAUCACUCCCGUCGAUCCUGUCUCUUCAGCCCAGGCGGGCCACCAGGACCAGCCUGAGCAACCUCCCAAGUCAAGCCCGGAGCGCAUCACAUCUCACCAGAAAGGCUACCUCACAUCCCGCAUCCUGCAGCGCACUCCCUCACACGGAGCUCCGCCCCAGAUGAGCGCGGAUCUGGUGCAGGUUGCGCCCCAACGCUUCGCUCCAGCCUCGGCUGAGGGCCGAGAUUCGGGUACUCUUAUGGGGAGUAACCAGGAUGAGCUUACCUCUCGCUUCGUUGAGGCCGCAGGAUCCGGAUUGACCAGUGAGGGAUCUUUCUACCGGCCGCCUCGGGGAGAUUAUCACCGCUUCGACGAUACUCCUCAAAAACCUCGGUCGAUUGCCAGCAUCUCAGGAGAUCGUGAGGCCCCUACCAGCGCGCCACAACAGAAGGAAGAGGUCGACGACAGUGCAUUGGCGCCCAAAUCCUCCCGACGGACAGCUGGUCCUGCUGCCCAGACGUCACGGACACAGCAGAAGCUUAAUCUCCAACGAGCUAGCUCUGUGAUUGAACCGGGACAGGCAGUCGGCGGAGUCGGAGGUGUAGUCGGCCACACGCCGCUGAUUGGCGUCGGCGGACCCGGCUAUGACGGGGCAAACAGCCGCGACCCCCGAGUCGGCAAGCUUCUGGAGCGCACCGGCAUGGAGUAUCUCGUCGUUCGUCGACAUCAGAACCCGAUUUCACGGUCCAUCGAUCGCCUCAACCGCCUCCCGGGUAUGGACAAGUCACUUCGUAUCCCAGCCGCCAGCCUCGGCUCCGCCAACGGAAAGCGAUCCCUCGACCUCACCAUGCGUCACCACACCCGCAACGUCAGUAUGCCCGACGCUCGGAGACCAGUGACGCCUAAGAGGCCCAACUCGGUGCGGACGAACGGUGCGGCAUCAAGCUACGACGGUGGCGAUGACGACGGCAGGUUGACAGACCGGCUUAGCGGCUCGAGCUUGGUGGGCGGCGAGGAGGAGGAUGGCACAGCAGCCUUGCUAAGGAAUCUGUGGGAAAAGUCGAUGGAGUUGAGUGCGAGCACAGAUUAGGAACUCUGUGGUCCCGUAGAUUAGGAGUCUUGAUACCAACCCAGAGAAGGAGCAAGGCGCUGGCGCAGAAGAGGAGCAGGUUGCUGGCAGAGGUUAAAGGUGCUCGCUCUGCUCGAGCACGUGUUUAUACGUUUUGGGAUACGAGGGCGUUACGGCGCGAGGGGGGUAAUGGGAAACUGUACAACUACUGGGGAUACUUAGAUAGGGAUUGGCCAAGACGACGUCACGUCUGGACGUCAUGAUACGAGUAAAUUGUCUCGAUACUAUUAUCAAUGCAAGCGAGGAUU
Molecule: messenger RNA, 2265 nt
Organism: Fusarium vanettenii 77-13-4
Lineage: Eukaryota; Fungi; Ascomycota; Sordariomycetes; Hypocreales; Nectriaceae
Exons: 1
Coding region: 170-1978 (602 amino acids)
Cellular component (GO): TORC1 complex; fungal-type vacuole membrane
Source: RefSeq, a predicted model, not a curated record